AUGUAUAUUGACACAAGUAGUUGUCGAUUUCCAAAUACUCCAAUGUAUUUCACAAGUAUAUCGAGUGAUGCUGGUCAUUAUCUUCUUGUUGGUGUCAAUGCUAUUUAUGAACCAACCAAAAAUGGAUUUAUUAUUCGUGUUCAUUCAACAAGUAAUGAAUCAGCUGAUACACUCAUGGCUUGGUCAGUUCAAUAUAAAUGGAAUGUUAAUUGGUUCGGUUUUUCACCUUGA
Molecule: messenger RNA, 231 nt
Organism: Rotaria sordida
Lineage: Eukaryota; Metazoa; Rotifera; Eurotatoria; Philodinida; Philodinidae
Source: the annotation of a GenBank genome assembly